AGGAGAUUUACGGUAAUCCUAAAAAACACCCCGGAUGAAGGCUGCACGUGUGUUGUUGACAAGCAGAAUUCGCUCAACUAUGGCCCGGCACAAAUUCAUCGACAUUGGUGUGAAUCUGACGGAUCCCGUGUUCCGGGGGCUCUCCAGAGGCAAGCGCAAGCACCAAGAUGACUUCCAUGACGUCAUCGACAGAGCCGUAGACGCGGGCGUCCAAAAGUUUGUUAUCACCGGAGGAAGUCUGGAGGACAGCGAGGAGGCAGUCAAACUAGCCCACAGCAGAGACGGCUUCUACUGCACGGUGGGCUGCCACCCGACCCGCUGCAGCCAAUUUGAGGAGAGCGGUGACACCGAGUAUCUGGCACGUCUCCUGCGUCUGGCGACAGACAACCCGGCCAAAGUGGUCGCCAUCGGGGAGUGCGGACUGGACUUUGACCGGCUGGAGUUUUGCCCCAAAGAGACGCAACUCAAAUACUUUGAGAUGCAGUUUGAUCUGGCCGAGAAGACCAAGCUUCCCAUGUUCCUGCAUUGCCGCAGCUCCCAUCAGGACUUUACGGACAUCAUGAGGAGGAAUCGAGACCGGUGCGUGGGAGGCGUGGUCCACUCCUUUGACGGGACGGCGGAGGAGGCCGCCGCACUCAUCGAGUUGGACCUCUACAUCGGAAUCAACGGCUGUUCCCUGAAAAGCGAGGCCAACUUAAAAGCCAUGAAGCGCAUCCCCACCGAGCGACUGAUGAUAGAAACGGAUGCUCCGUGGUGCGGCGUCAAGACGACUCACGCCGGCUUCAAAUAUGUCAAAACCGUCUUUCCCACCAAGAAGAAAUGGGAGGCAGGCCACUGCCUGAAGGACAGGAACGAGCCCUGUCACAUCAUACAAGUUCUGGAGGUGAUAGCGGCGGCGAGGGAGGAGGAUCCCUUGGAGCUUUCCAACAUCAUCUUUGACAACACCAACAGGCUCUUCUUCUCCUCUGCCAGAUGAGCGCAAGCAGCCAUGAGCGCAAUGCCACCAUGUCCGUUUAGAAGGCUCGUUGGCUGUUUUUGCGUGCCUCCGCCUUGACUGGGCCACCGGUCCGUUUUCUAGACAUGCCCUGAUUUGAUCCUGUGCCUCAAUAUUGACUCGGACAACUGUUGGCCUCGAGUCGGCUCGCAGCGCUACAGUACGGAAAAGCGACGUCAUGAACGGUUACUUACAAAUACAAUAAAUUGCUUUUGCGUAACCAUGAA
Syngnathus acus (greater pipefish) is the source of this 1221-nucleotide messenger RNA. RefSeq names its product TatD DNase domain containing 1 (gene tatdn1). Gene Ontology annotation, molecular function: 3'-5'-DNA exonuclease activity. Gene Ontology annotation, cellular component: cytosol. NCBI's taxonomy places the organism in Eukaryota, Metazoa, Chordata, Actinopteri, Syngnathiformes, Syngnathidae. The transcript is spliced from 12 exons. The record is from RefSeq and is a predicted model, not a curated record. The coding region runs from base 35 to 976 and encodes 313 amino acids.